This is a messenger RNA of Lathyrus sativus (Indian pea), 786 nucleotides long. The record is from the annotation of a GenBank genome assembly. Lineage: Eukaryota; Viridiplantae; Streptophyta; Magnoliopsida; Fabales; Fabaceae.
AUGUCAAUGCUUGUAAAGACCAUGAUGGAUGUCCCAGCUGCAUGUUGGACUCGGUCUCAUUUCAAAAUAGACACACAAUGUGAUUUGCAACUCAACAAUAUGUGUGAGGCUUUUAAUCGUGCAAUCUUAGAGUAUAGAGAUAAGCCGAUCAUUUCACUACUUGAAGGAAUCAAAUAUUACAUAACAGUGAGAAUCUCUGCUCAAAAGGAGAAAUUAAGUAGGUACACUGGUGUUACAAGUCCUAACAUUAAAAAAGUCUUGGAAAAAACAAAGAGGGCAGCAGAAGGAUGGAUUGCAACAUGGCAUGCAAAUGAUGACUUUGCUAUAUUCGGAGUUUCAAACGGUGUUGAGACAUAUGCUGUGAACUUGCUUCAACAGAAAUGUGGUUGUAGGAAGUGGGAUUUAAGUGGAAUACCAUGUUGUCAUGCUAUUGCAUGCAUAUGGUAUAACAAGAAGGAGCCGGAAGACUACGUUUCACUAUUCUAUAGGAAAUCUACUGUUCUGGCUACUUAUAGCCAUAUUAUUAUGCCAACCAAUGACCCACAACUAUGGCCUGUUAAUACUGCUAACCCAAUCAGCCCUCCAGUCAUGCGAAGAUCUAUCGGUUGUCCUAAGAAGAAUCGUAACAAGGCGAAUGAUGAACCGAUGAUAAGAAAUACACUGCUUAGAACUCUUCAAAUUGUCAAGUGCAAGAAAUGUGAGAGUUUUAACCAUAACAAGCGAACGUGUAAAGGGAUGCGAGCUGCGGAGAGAGCGGUUCCUAAAGGUGGCAACAAAAAACCUUAA